UUUGCGUCUCCGAGCGCCUCCUGCUGCUCCCAGGUAUUGCGAAGGGCAGCUAUGAAGAGGAGACUGACACUCUCCGAGAUGCAGUUGGUUCUUCUCGUUUUAUUGGUGUGGGAGCCAACAAGAUCAGUGCUGGCUGACUCCCAGGAAGAUGAAGCCAAGAACAAUAUUACCAUCUUUACAAGAAUUUUGGACAGACUUCUGGAUGGUUAUGAUAAUCGUCUUAGACCUGGAUUAGGAGAUAGUAUAACAGAAGUCUUCACUAACAUCUAUGUGACCAGUUUUGGACCUGUUUCAGACACAGACAUGGAGUACACUAUAGAUGUCUUUUUCCGUCAAAAAUGGAAAGAUGAAAGAUUAAAGUUUAAAGGCCCGAUGAACAUACUUCGACUGAACAACUUAAUGGCCAGCAAAAUCUGGACCCCAGAUACAUUCUUUCAUAAUGGAAAGAAGUCGGUAGCUCAUAACAUGACAAUGCCUAAUAAAUUGCUACGAAUCCAGGAUGAUGGAACUCUCUUGUACACCAUGAGGCUUACAGUCCAAGCUGAAUGUCCAAUGCACUUGGAGGACUUUCCUAUGGAUGCUCAUUCAUGCCCUUUGAAAUUUGGCAGCUAUGCAUACACAACUUCAGAAGUGACCUACAUUUGGACUUACAAUGCAUCUGAUUCAGUACAGGUGGCAGAAGAUGGCUCUAGACUGAAUCAGUAUGAUCUUUUAGGCCAAACUAUUGGAAAGGAGACAGUUAAAUCAAGCACAGGUGAAUAUACAGUAAUGACAGCUCAUUUUCACUUGAAGAGAAAAAUUGGUUAUUUUGUGAUUCAAACUUACCUCCCCUGCAUCAUGACAGUCAUUCUUUCCCAAGUGUCAUUUUGGCUAAACAGAGAGUCUGUACCUGCAAGGACAGUCUUUGGAGUAACAACUGUGCUUACAAUGACAACACUGAGCAUCAGUGCUCGAAACUCGCUCCCAAAAGUAGCUUAUGCAACAGCUAUGGAUUGGUUUAUUGCUGUUUGUUAUGCUUUUGUAUUCUCUGCAUUGAUAGAAUUUGCCACUGUAAAUUACUUCACAAAAAGAGGAUGGGCUUGGGAUGGAAAAAGUGUAGUCAAUGAUAAGAAAAAAGAAAAAGCAUCUGUCAUUAAGAAAAAUAAUGCCUAUGCAGUGGCCGUUGCUAAUUAUGCUCCAAAUAUUACCAAGGACUCGGUUCUACCAACAAUCUCCAAGAGCGCUACAACUGCAGAACCCAACAAGGCAAAACCAGAAACCAAGCCACAGGAAGCAAAGAAAACAUUCAACAGUGUUAGCAAAAUUGACAGAAUGUCCAGAAUAGUGUUUCCAGUCUUAUUUGGUACUUUUAACCUAGUGUACUGGGCUACAUAUUUAAAUAGAGAACCUGUCCUACUUGGCUUUGCCCCAUCAACCUAAAAGCCAAAUUGCACUGGGGGUGUAUAGCAUCAUUAUAAUCAGAUAGGUUGGUUUCCUAUGUACAGUACGACUAAUAACUGCUAAUCUGUGAACCAAUAUGUACAGAGUGUAUAUAGAUAGUUUAUCUGUGUAUCUCCAAAGGAGGCACACUGUUUAUUCAUGGGAUUUGUAAACAGAUAGCACCCAUGGCAAAUAUAGCCAGCUCUUUAAAAGUUAUACCCAGGGGAGUUCUCUUAAACCAGGUUUCAGAUAUACAGAAGUAUAACCCCUCCCUGCAAGGAAAUGAAAAUAUGGUCCUGCAGAAUUAUUUAGGAACAGUAUUUUUUUAAUUUAAAGUUAAAAUAUUUUUCUAUAAAAUAACUGAUAAUAAUUUAAUGGAAGAACCUAUCAUUUAAAAAAGUGAUUUUUUUAAAAAGAUAAUUAUUUCAUAUAAUAGCAGUGCCCAUGUACAUAUAUAGAGUGGUGAGCUCUUGCUGUUCUCUUGUUCACAUCCAUUCUGAAUACAAUUUUUGCUUUAAAAUUGAGUAAAGUUUACUAGAAUACUAAGGAUACUAGUUCUUUAGUUAUAGACCUUUGAAAUUAUUAAAGAAUGAUUUGAACUCAUGUUAAUGAGCAUAUGUUGUUUAGCAUCAGUCAAUGUCUACUAGAAAAUAUUUUGGUUUUCUUUUCAAUAUUUUUUCAAGUCGCUCAGCUCAUUUCCCUGUUCAUCAUGGUCAGGAAAGUCUGUUUGCUUGUUUGUUAGUUUUAAUUAUGUUUAUGUUACACUCAUAAAUAUUGGUAAUGAACACUCCAAAAUGAUUCAGGGUUAAGUAUAUCAGAAAUAAAAGAUGCUCUUUUUUCUGCUUAGUAAUAGAGUCAAAUCUGCCUUAAAUGGCUUCCUUAUAUCUGCCUACAGAAGCCAUUAUUUUCAGAGGAAACAACAGUUCAUGAUUUUAGUCCAAGAAGUUGUCCUAAGGGGCCAGAUGUAUUGCCGCUUUUGUAAAUUGCAACUUUACAUUUCACUGUCAUAACUUUACAAUUUGUAUACUAAAAAUGGUUUUGCUAAGAUUUGAAUUUUUAAUAUGCAUUUAUGCAUCAUCAGUAAUUGUCAGCAAUUUCAUAUAUGCAAAAAUAGCAAAAUCAGAGCUACCAUUUGCAAUUUUAUAGGACUAUUUAAUACCUAUCAAUAAAAUUACUUUUUGUCUGAAUCUUUGCAGAUGUUCUUUAUGCCCCUAAAGGCCUGGUAAAUCAUAAUAUAAAAUAAUUGUGUACUGUAUCUAGAUUUUAAUAUACUUGGCCAAUCAAAAAUAUUUUGAUUCACAUAUACAUUAGCAGUUAUUAGUUGACCUUUUAAAAGCGAUGCACCCUUACGAUGGUGUGUUUAUAGUAGAAACAUAUGUAGUCGUAUAGUGUCAUUUAUUGCAGUUUUGUACAGUACUUGAGUAUAGUGCAUAAAAUAGGUAUGUUCAGAGUUUAACAAAGUUGUACAAAUAUUUCUAAAAAUGAAUAAAAGACUUAUCUUAAUACAUGGAAACAAUGAAAAAAUCUGACAUUGCUUUUAUUUUCUGUUUUAUUUUCUUUGGUUUUUUAUGUGAAUCUAUUUUGUGCUUUGCAUGAUAGUAUAGAUGCCAAGGUCACAAAUGCAUUUUAUUAGUAGAAUUUAAAGUAAAGACAGACCUGAACAAUAAUUAAAAUAUAUAUAUUCCCUAACACACAAAGGGGAGCAACACUAAUGAAAUGUGUAUUCCCUUAAUUCCUCCAAUCAAAUUAUCCUUAUUCAUCAACAUUAUAUGAAAAAUGAGCACUUUACUUGAAACAUUAAAAUAGAAAUAUUCUUAUUUUCAUAUAUAUUUAUAUAUAAAUGUAGAUCUUCCAUGUAAUGAAGAGAUGUGUGCAAUAGUCUGAUAAAGUGUAUGAGGUUUGAAGGCAAGCAAUAAAAAGUUUUUUUUUCAUGAUAUAUACAUUUUUAAAAUGUUUUAUUUGUAAAGUAUAAAUGAUCCCUUUAAUGUCAUACUGUCCAGGUAUAAAUAAAUAUAUAAAUAUGUAUAUAUGUAAAACAUUUGUAAAUAUUGGUUCUGUAGAAAAAUCCCUUCACUUUUAUCUCUGUUUUUGGCAAAGGGCUCUGACUGUAUAGUUAUAGGAGGCCCAUGCUUAUCUAUUCUUGGACUCUGACAAGGUUGAUUACUGUUUUCCUGUAUCUUAUGGCUCUGUCAUGUAUCCUGAUGAGAGCUCUUCAUUGCCCUUAACUUCAACAAGAGUUAAGGGCUCAGAACUUUCCAGGACUGGGCUGCUAAAGAGUAAGGUCUGUAUGCUACCCAUGACUACAAUCCCAGAUAGCUUAGCUUUUCACGCUUAAGCAAAGUUCAGGUGUGUUGUUAACUGUUUGAAUACAGUAAAGUCAGAAAGCAGCCCUCCCUUCAGCAAUGUAACUGGAGGUGAAUUUGUUGAUGUCAAGGUGGAGAACUGCAUCCUUUUAACAGAAUAGAGACCAUGCUAAAAGUGUCUGACUUGCGUACUCAAACAAGUCACUUCUAUUCUCUGAAAAAUAACAUGCAUACGUGAUAGCUGUACAUUAAAUACACAAACCAUUUACUUAAACUUGUGCAAAGGCUCUGAUUCUUUUUCCACAUAAGUCCAUGGGAGCUUGGAGAGCAAGCUCAGGCUCAAACAGAAAUUAAUGUUACAGGAACAACUACCUAAUUCACAGAAAAAAAACCUCCUUCUAGACCCCGGGUAAAUCCUAUACACAGCAGACAUAAAUCACUCACAAAAAAUACAGAAAAAUAAAUUACUCAUAAUCACUUACAUAAAUAUGCCUUCAGAUAUCUGUGCGUACCACCUACUCAUGUCAGCCAGUGGGAUCUUUCAAGGACAUAUCUGAUGGGCUCAAAAUUUCAACUUGUCUGUCUAUAAUCCAUUUAGG
Messenger RNA from Gavialis gangeticus (Gharial), 4321 nucleotides. It is a transcript of the gene GABRA2, whose product is annotated as gamma-aminobutyric acid type A receptor alpha2 subunit. The transcript is spliced from 10 exons. Gene Ontology annotation, molecular function: benzodiazepine receptor activity; transmitter-gated monoatomic ion channel activity involved in regulation of postsynaptic membrane potential; inhibitory extracellular ligand-gated monoatomic ion channel activity. Lineage: Eukaryota; Metazoa; Chordata; Crocodylia; Gavialidae. The record is from RefSeq and is a predicted model, not a curated record. Gene Ontology annotation, cellular component: GABA-A receptor complex; postsynapse; dendrite membrane. Gene Ontology annotation, biological process: chloride transport; gamma-aminobutyric acid signaling pathway; monoatomic ion transmembrane transport. Bases 52 to 1419 code for a protein of 455 amino acids.